GCCAGAGCAGCCGCCGCGUUCUGCCUGCUCCGAGGGGGCUGAGAGCUCAGGGGGACCCUUUGCAGUCCCCGGGCGUGGCCCCAGGGACGGGGACCCUCGAAGAUGACGUGGAUCUGUCUGUCCUGCAUGCUCUGGCCAGAGGACCUGGAGGCCCCCAAGACUCACCACUUCAAGGUGAAGACCUUCAAGAAGGUGAAGCCCUGUGGGAUCUGCCGACAGGUCAUCACCCGGGAGGGUUGCACCUGCAAAGUCUGCAGCUUCUCCUGUCAUCGGAAAUGCCAGGCCAAGGUGGCUGCCCCCUGCGUUCCGCCAUCCAGCCAUGAACUGGUGCCCGUCAACACUGAAACUGCUCCAAAGAAUGUAGUGGACACGGGAGAAGGAGCCUUCCGGGGUGGAAACACACGGAAAAGCCUUGAGGAAGAUAGCUCCACCAGAGUCACGCCAAGUGUCCAGCCCCAUCCCCAGCCCAUCAGAAACAUGAGUGGGAGCCGGACCACAGAGGACAGCUGUGAGCUGGACCUGGUGUAUGUCACUGAGAGGAUCAUCGCCGUCUCCUUCCCCAGCACAGCCAAUGAGGAGAACUUCCGGAGCAACCUCCGUGAGGUGGCCCAGAUGCUCAAGUGCAAACAUGGAGGCAACUACCUGCUUUUCAACCUCUCUGAGCGGAGACCUGACAUCACGAAGCUCCACGCCAAGGUACUGGAAUUUGGCUGGCCCGACCUCCACACCCCAGCCCUGGAGAAGAUCUGCAGUGUCUGCAAGGCCAUGGACACUUGGCUCAACGCAGAUCCCCACAACGUUGUCGUUCUACACAACAAGGGAAACCGAGGCAGGAUAGGUGUUGUGAUCGCGGCUUACAUGCACUACAGCAACAUUUCUGCCAGUGCCAACCAGGCCCUGGACCGGUUUGCAAUGAAGCGGUUCUACGAGGAUAAGAUUGUACCCAUUGGCCAGCCAUCCCAGAGAAGGUACGUGCAUUAUUUCAGCGGCCUGCUCUCUGGCUCCAUCAAAAUGAACAACAAGCCCUUGUUUCUGCACCACGUGAUCAUGCAUGGCAUCCCCAACUUUGAGUCUAAAGGAGGGUGUCGGCCAUUUCUCCGGAUCUACCAGGCCAUGCAACCUGUUUACACAUCUGGUAUCUACAACGUCCAAGGAGACAGCCAGACCAGCAUCUGCAUCACCAUCGAGCCUGGGCUGCUCUUGAAGGGAGACAUCUUGCUGAAGUGCUACCACAAGAAGUUCCGUAGCCCAGCCCGAGACGUUAUCUUCCGCGUGCAGUUCCAUACCUGCGCCAUCCAUGACCUGGGGGUUGUCUUUGGGAAGGAGGACCUUGACGAUGCCUUCAAAGAUGAUCGAUUUCCAGAAUAUGGCAAAGUUGAAUUUGUGUUUUCUUAUGGACCAGAGAAAAUUCAAGGCAUGGAACACCUGGAGAACGGGCCAAGCGUGUCUGUGGACUAUAACACCUCCGACCCCCUCAUCCGCUGGGAUUCCUAUGACAACUUCAAUGGGCAUCAAGAUGAUGGCAUGGAGGAGGUUGUGGGCCACACGCAGGGACCCCUGGACGGGAGCCUGUACGCCAAGGUGAAGAAGAAGGACUCCCUGCACGACAGCACCGGGGCCGUCAACGCCACGCGGCCCGCUCUGUCGGCUACCCCCAACCACGUGGAGCACACCCUCUCCGUGAGCAGCGACUCGGGCAACUCCACGGCCUCCACCAAGACAGACAAGACUGAUGAGCCUGCCCCCGGCCCCUCCAGUGCCCCUGCUGCCCUGAGUCCCCAGGAGAAGCGUGAGCUGGACCGCCUGCUCAGUGGCUUUGGCUUGGAGCGAGAGAAGCAAGGCACCAUGUACCACACCCAGCAUCUCCGGUCCCGCCUGGCGGGGGGCCCUGCUGCGCCCUCCUCCGGCCGCCAUGUCGUCCCGGCCCAGGUUCACGUCAAUGGCAGGGCCUUGGCAUCCGAGCGGGAGACAGACAUCCUGGAUGAUGAGCUGCCCAACCAGGAUGGGCACAGCGUGGGCAGCAUGGGCACACUGUCCUCCCUGGAUGGGGUCACUAACACCAGUGAGGGGGGCUACCCGGAGGCCCUGUCCCCACUGACCAAUGGUCUGGACAAGCCCUACCCCGUGGAACCUAUGGUCAAUGGCGGGGGCUACCCCUAUGAGUCUGCCAGCCGGGCAGUGCCUGCCCAAGCUGGCCACCCUGCCCCCAUGCGACCCUCCUACUCUGCACAGGAGAGUUUAGCUGGCUACCAGCGGGAGGGGCCCCACCCAGCCUGGCCACAGUCAAUGACCACCUCCCACUAUGGCCAUGACCCCAGCGGUAUGUUCCGCUCUCAGUCCUUUCCGGAAACCGAACCCCAGCUGCCCCCAGCUCCAGCCCGUGGGGGGAGCAGCCGGGAGGCUGUGCAGAGGGGCCUGAAUUCCUGGCAGCCUCACCCGCCUGCUCGCCAGCAGGAAAGAGCCCGCUUGGAGAGCCUCGGGCUCAGCAGGCCCAGCCCCCAGCCGUUGGCAGAGCCCCCCAUGCCUGGCCUCCCCGAGUUCCCGCGGGCGGCCUCCCAGCAGGAGAUCGAGCAGUCCAUCGAAGCCCUCAAUAUGCUGAUGCUGGAUCUGGAGCCAGCCACGGCGGCCGCCCCACUGCACAAGUCCCAGAGUGUCCCUGGGGCCUGGCCUGGCGCUUCCCCGCUCUCCUCCCAGCCCCUCUCCGGCUCCUCCUCCCAGUCCCAUCCACUGACCCAGUCCAGAUCUGGCUACAUCCCCAGUGGGCAUUCCUUGGGCACCCCUGAGCCUGCUCCCCGGGCCUCCCUAGAGUCUGUCCCUCCUGGCAGGCCUUACUCACCUUAUGAUUAUCAGCCGUGUCUAACGGGGCCCAACCAGAGUUACCGUCCAAAGAGCCCAGCUGCCUCCUCCUCGUCUGCCUUCCUUCCAAACACCCAGAGCUCUCCGGGGCCUCAGCUGCCCCCAGUCUCUCUCCCUGGCCUCACCACUCAGCCUCAGCUUCCACCGAAGGAGGUGACUUCAGACCCAUCCCGAACUCCAGAGGAGGAGCCAUUGAACCUGGAGGGGCUUGUGGCCCACCGGGUAGCAGCGUACAACGCCAGGCUGCAGGGCACUGGGCAGAGUGUCGGCUCCGGGCACCCUCCUCUCCACCGGCUCCGGUCUUCCUCUCUCUCUGGGGUGCAAGCUCGGGAGAAGCAGCCUGCAGAGCCCCCAGCACCUCUCCGGAGGCGGGCGGCCAGCGAUGGGCAGUACGAGAACCAGUCGCCAGAACCUGCAUCCCCCCGUAGUCCUGGGGUUCGCUCCCCUGUCCAGUGCGUCUCCCCAGAGCUGGCUCUCACCAUCGCUCUCAAUCCUGGAGGGCGGCCCAAAGAGCCCCAUCUGCACAGCUACAAGGAGGCCUUUGAGGAGAUGGAGAGAACCUCCCCGACCAGCCCACCGCCCAGUGGGGUGCGCUCCCCUCCAGGUCUGGCCAAGACACCUCUGUCUGCUCUGGGCCUGAAGCCCCAUAACCCAGCCAGCAUCCUGCUGCACCCCACCGGCGAGGAGGAUGAGGGGAAGGUGGUGACACAGCUUUCUGAAGAGCCCCGGAGCUAUGUGGAGUCGGUGGUGCGGACGGCAGUGGCUGGGCCCCGCACUCAGGAUCCUGAGCCCAAGAGCUUUAGCGCCCCGGUUGCCCAGGCCUAUGGCCGCGAGACACCCCUGAGGAACGGGACCCUGGGAGGCUCCUUUGUCUCCCCCAGCCCCCUUUCCACCAGCAGCCCCAUCCUCAGCGCUGACAGCACUUCAGUGGGGAGUUUCCCAUCAGGGGAGAGCAGCGACCAGGGCCCGCGGACACCCACCCAGCCUCUGCUGGAUUCUGGCUUCCGCUCCGGCAGCCUGGGCCAGCCCAGCCCUUCGGCUCAGAGAAGCUACCAGAGCUCUUCUCCUCUCCCGACUGCGGGCAACAUCUACAGCAGCCCCGACUACUCACUUCAGCAGUUCAGCUCCCCGGAAAGCCAGACCCGGUCUCAGUUCAGUGUGGCGGGCGUCCACACGGUGCCUGGGAGCCCUCAGGCACGGCACAGGACAGUGGGCACCAACACUCCCUCUAGUCCUGGCUUUGUCCGCCGGGCCGUGAAUCCCAGCAUGGCUGCCCCCAGCAGCCCCAGUUUGAGCCACCGCCAGGUGAUGGGUCCACCCGGAACUGGUUUCCAUGGUAACACUGUCUCCAGCCCCCAGAGCAGUGCAGCAACCACUCCGGGAAGCCCCAGCCUGGGUCGGCACCCUGGGGCCCACCAGGUUUCAAGCCUCCAUGGCAAUGUGGCCACCACUCCAGGGAGCCCCAGCCUGGGCCGGCACCCUGGGGCCCACCAAGGCAACCUGGCCUCCAGUCUCCAUGGCAACGCAGUAGCCAGCCCCGGAAGCCCCAGCCUGGGCCGUCACUUGGGAGGGUCUGGAUCUGUGGUUCCCGGCAGCCCCAGCUUGGACCGGCAGGUGGCCUAUGGUGGCUACUCCACCCCUGAGGACCGGAGACCCACGCUGUCCCGACAGAGCAGCGCCUCGGGCUACCAGGCCCCUUCCACGCCCUCCUUUCCUGUGUCCCCUGCCUACUACCCCGGCCUGAGCAACCCCGCCACCUCCCCCUCGCCAGAUUCAGCAGCCUUCCGACAAGGGAGCCCGACACCGGCCUUGCCAGAGAAGCGGAGGAUGUCCAUGGGAGACCGAGCGGGCAGCCUCCCCAACUACGCCACCGUCAACGGGAAGGUGUCCUCCUCGCCUGUCGCCAGCGGCAUGUCCAGUCCCAGCGGGGGCAGCGCCGUCUCCUUCUCCCACACUCUGCCCGACUUCUCCAAGUACUCCAUGCCAGACAACAGCCCUGAGACGCGGGCUAAAGUGAAGUUUGUCCAGGACACUUCCAAGUAUUGGUACAAGCCCGAGAUCUCCAGAGAGCAGGCCAUCGCCCUCCUUAAGGACCAGGAGCCAGGGGCUUUCAUCAUCCGAGACAGCCACUCCUUCCGAGGAGCCUAUGGGCUGGCCAUGAAGGUGUCUUCGCCCCCUCCGACCAUCAUGCAGCAGAAUAAAAAAGGGGACAUGACUCAUGAGCUCGUGAGGCAUUUCCUGAUAGAGACGAGCCCCAGAGGAGUCAAGCUCAAGGGCUGCCCCAACGAGCCAAACUUCGGAUCUCUGUCUGCCCUGGUCUACCAGCACUCCAUCAUCCCACUGGCUCUGCCCUGUAAGCUGGUCAUUCCAAACCGAGACCCCACAGAUGAAUCAAAAGACAGCUCGGGCCCUGCCAACUCAACCAGUGACCUGCUGAAGCAAGGGGCAGCCUGCAACGUGCUCUUCAUCAACUCUGUGGACAUGGAGUCACUCACUGGGCCACAGGCCAUCUCCAAAGCCACUUCUGAGACACUGGCUACUGACCCCACGCCGGCUGCCACCAUCGUCCACUUCAAAGUUUCUGCCCAGGGAAUUACACUGACUGACAACCAGAGAAAGCUCUUCUUCAGACGACACUACCCCCUCAACACCAUCACCUUCUGUGACCUGGAUCCACAGGAGAGGAAGUGGAUGAAGACGGAGGGAGGUUCCCCUGCUAAGCUCUUCGGCUUUGUGGCCCGGAAACAGGGCAGCACCACGGACAACGCCUGCCACCUCUUUGCUGAGCUUGACCCCAACCAGCCGGCCUCCGCCAUCGUCAACUUUGUCUCCAAGGUCAUGCUGAGUGCGGGCCAGAAGAGAUGAACUCCCCCCUCCCCUUGCCCGGGGCCAGGGCAGUGGGGAUGGGUAUGUGGGGAAGGGACCUGUGCAUCCUGACCAUCCUUGAAUCCAGAAGGAGGACUUUGGGCCAAUUUUGGAGAAGGAGAGAAGAAAGUGUAAUGUGGGGAGAGGGAAGUGAAUUGAGCGGGGAGGGGGAAGAGAGGGAGAAAGAAGGAAAAAGAUGGAGGAGAAUAACUCAGAUUCCCUCAGGGAGAUGGAUACUGCAAAACCCCCAGAGCCUCCAAAACUAACCAGGUCCACCUAACUCCCCCUCCACCCUCCGAGAGGAUGGAACUCCUCAAGAGAGGCAGAAUGAACCUCUCUGGAGAUCCACAUUUUGGGGGGAAAUGGAAAAGCUCUUUCUUCCUAACCCAACUGCUUUGCAAGGAGAAAUCCUGUCAAGAGAAUCUUUUUCUGUCCACCUCUAGGGUAGAUCACCAAACCAAAAAGAGCCACCAUGGGACAUCCAGUGGCGGAACUUUUGCUUUUGAAAGUAUCUCAGACCUGAGGCCCCUAGGUCUCUUUGCUCUGCCUCUGAUGUACAGUUUGUGGGUGUCUUUAGGGGGUGUAUAUAUGGCCACACCCACAUCCUCACACACUGAUUUCUGUUUGCCUCUCAGCUUGAACUAUAAACAGGUAUACUUGUCCGUGUCUCCUGUGUUUGCACACACAAGUGCAUACUGUCCAAAGAAAGUUAGAGUUGGGGGUGACAGGACAGCAGGGAGGGGGCAUAAGCCCUCUUCCCCAGGAACACCCAGGAUUGUGGGUAAUGGACGCUCUCUUGGUCCCUGCACCUGCUCUAACAGCCUUGGGUGCCGUCAACCCCUUUUCCUCAACAGAGACCCCCACGGAGUGGGUCUGGCCACGCUGCAACGUUACCCCUGAUCUGCCUCCACCAGGAAGCUGGAGCAUUGGUUUGAGGAGAUGGGGACUUGUGUGUCUGUAGCUCUGGGGAAGAGAUCCCUCAGGAAGGGAGGCUGUUGAGCUGUAGGCACCUUCCCCCGAGGCGUGUGGCCCAGCCUCGGGGUGGGCAGGUGGCUCCUGCCAGCUCCCAGCCCCCGGCCCCUUCUUGGGUUUCGUGCCCCAGACCAGCCUUUCUCAGACUUGCUUAUGUGCAUGUUGCCUUUUUGGGUGCUGGCGAUUGAGCCUUCCUGCUCUGCCCUGCCCUGUUCUGUCCUGCAGUGUCCCCAUGUUGGGGCUCAUCCUGGGAACCUGCUUCUACAGGCCCUGCUCGGUGAGGCCCAGGAGAGACCCCUGCAGUUCCUGUGCUCUCUCUGCAAGGGAUCGGGGGUCUGGCUUUUGCUGGACUGCCCAGGGGAGCUGGUCAGAGUUCUGGGGGAUGCUGCCUGCACACCACAUGGCCUGCCUACGAUACCAAAGCCUUGCUCUUCCCCCUUCUGCCUUGGUUUCUCCCCAGAGCUCAGCCCCCGUGGAGCAGAGGGCAGAAGGCAUACAUUUAGGCCAAAGGGCUGAGAGUCCAACUGGGCGAUUGGGCACUCCCUGACCGCCACCCAAGUGCUCUAAGCCAGAUGGAAAAUCCACCAGGACUCCAUCCUUGAGUAGCUUCUUAAGCCUCUGGGUUCCCUAGAGAGAGGCAUUGUACUGAUAUAUAAAUAUAUAUAAUAUAUAUGUGAGACAUACUGACAGAUUCUGUAAGCUAAUAAAAUAUAAGAAAAGGUUAAAAAAAAAAGAAUAGGUAAAUUGACAAGAAGUAUUUAUUAUUUCCCCAUAUAGCUUUAUUGCCUCCCUGGCAUAAUCCAGUCCCCACCCCUCUCUGUACCUAUAAGUGAAGCCUGAAAGGUAGGGGCCUUUAUCCUUGGAGCAGUCAGGGGUCUCCUUGCCCUGGCCUUGGCCUCCCCUAGACUCUGACUAGGGCUCAGCGGGGAGGGGGUACACGUGUUCCAUCCCCUUCACCCCCCCUUAUUUUUGGCAAGCUGGGCCCGGCUGUCAGCUCCCAGAGAUGAGGGCUUAGCAGCCUGCCUCCCUGCAGGCCCGAGCGGGUGUGUGAGCCUUCAGGGGACACGGGUGUGUGUGGUGGGCGUGGGUGAUGUGUGCGUCUUGUAUUUUUUUUCUCUUCCAAGAAGCUGUAUCUGUGUGGAUGUUCUGUUUCAGGGAGUUGGAAAGGAGAGCGUCUGAAGAUGGUGGGGAGUAGCCCCCUGCUUCCCAAAGAUUGAAACCUUGUUCUUGGUGACCAAGACUCCCCCAAAGGGCUCUUCCUUCUGAGGCUUUCAAGCCAGACACCGCGAUCUCCCCUCUUUCAUUCCCUACCUAACCCCAACUCCCUUCCCAGACAGAAGAGGAUAUUCCCACCCGCUUCCUUUGUAAAUAUCUUAAUCUCCCACUGGACAUCCCGGGAACUCUCUCCUCCUGGUCUGGAUGGCCGGGCAGAGCCUCAGACCCUUCAUGUGAGUCUGGGGUCAGCCUUCACACGUGCUUUCCCACCGCCCACCAGCAGCCCACCUCCCAGGCAUGGCCAGCCCACCCCACUCAGGCCUGAGCCAUGUGUGACUCUGGGAAGGACUCAGGAGAUGCUGGGGAGCUGAUCAGCUCCCCCGACCCAACAUCCUUCUGGAAAGAGUCCGUUUCCGAGAGUGGGGCCUGUCCAGAAGAACGAUGGGGAAGGGUACCCUGGUCUCCACCGUGGUCUCACCUUUGGGUCAGACACUGCUUGGGAUAACCCUCCCGUGUCUCACAGGUUAGGCCCGUGCACCUUGCACACGUGCGCACAUACACACACACAACCACAGCACUGCAGUAUGUUCUUGCCAAAGAUUUCCUUUAAAAGAAAGCACUUUUAAUAAUUAUUGUUAUUAUUGUGUAAAUGUUUAUCCUUUUUUCUCCCCAUCCCUCUCCCCAACCUUUUUUGCUGUUGUUUAUUGUUGAAUCUGUUUGUCAGCCAGGAGAGUGCCGUCUGGUCUUGAAAGUGGGCUGGGGAGUUGGGGAUGGGAAAGGGUCUGGGAGGAGUUGGCAAGAAAGAGCCGGAGGCCGGUGAGGCCUGGUCAGCUUGUGAUGCAGGGAUGCAGACCCCAGGCAAGCUCAGGCCCCAGCCCCAGGCCCAGGCUGUGUCUUGCUGUGCAUCUAGGCCUCUGAGGCAGCUGAGGCCUCGCCGUAGCUGCCCCGUACGGUGUCUGGAGGGAACAGGGGGCAGGGAAGUGACAGCCCUCCAAUUCAGCAGGGAGAGAGGCCCAGCAAGGUCCCCGUGGCCCUUCCCAGAUGGAGCGAGAGGGGAGGACUGGGCCUGGGAAUAGUGGAGAGGUGACCCCAGAGGGGAAAUGGGGAGGAAGGGAACAGUUUGAUGGAGCUCCAGGGCUGAGCAGAUGCCCCUGCCCUGCGAUCGUGGUGUUCUGGCUCCCUCCUCCAGCCAGGUGUUCCAGGGACAGAGACAUUGUGUCCUAGGUUUGGGAAAGGCCCUUUGACCCAGGUCCUCAUUGGAGCCUCUCCCGCAGCAGCUGCAAAUGCUUGCGGACUGCCAGGAUUCCUUCUUCCCUGGCAGGGUUUUGAGGGAUCCCUGGGUGCGUCAGAGACAGGUAGGAUAGGGGUGGGGGGACCUGGUGGCUGUGUGACCAUAAGAGGGAGCCCGAGGGACACGUGUGAUUCUCUGUAAAGGGGCUCCCGGAGGGAGAUGA
Messenger RNA from Balaenoptera musculus (blue whale), 9362 nucleotides. It is a transcript of the gene TNS1, whose product is annotated as tensin 1. The coding region runs from base 103 to 5721 and encodes 1872 amino acids. The transcript has 35 exons. Gene Ontology annotation, molecular function: protein binding. Gene Ontology annotation, biological process: fibroblast migration. Lineage: Eukaryota; Metazoa; Chordata; Mammalia; Artiodactyla; Balaenopteridae. The record is from RefSeq and is a predicted model, not a curated record.